This is a messenger RNA of Aedes aegypti (yellow fever mosquito), 1459 nucleotides long. Its product is annotated as clavesin-1. Gene Ontology annotation, molecular function: phosphatidylinositol bisphosphate binding. Gene Ontology annotation, cellular component: membrane. The record is from RefSeq and is a predicted model, not a curated record. The coding region runs from base 198 to 1181 and encodes 327 amino acids. Lineage: Eukaryota; Metazoa; Arthropoda; Insecta; Diptera; Culicidae. The transcript has 2 exons.
AAACAGCAUGACUUCAUUCUCUGUUCCUGGCUUCACAGACUUCCAUCCCGGCCUACGUCAGUGCGGGCGUAUCUCUCUCCGGAGAUCGUUUGUUAGUUCAAUUACUGCCCAUAUUCGGAGAGGGCAAGUGCUCGUAGGUCGCGUAUCUCCGUUGUUAGAAUAUUCGCAAAACUGAUACGCGACAUCUGGCUAGGCAAAUGAUGUCUGGUUCCAAUGAUAAGAGUGAUACAAUUUCUCCGACAGAAGACAACUGUUUGUUCGGUUUUCCAGGCUUGGACGACCGUUUGAAGCGUAUUGCUGCGAAAGAACUGAGAGAAAAUGAAUUCACUCGAAAGCAAUCGUUGAAGCAGAUGCGAGAAUGGAUUGUCAAGAACCAGAGAAUCAAAAACUGCCGAACGGAUGAUCCUUUUCUGUUACGCUUUCUACGCGUAAAAAAGUUUUCGGUUUUGAAAGCAUGUGAAACACUGGAAAAAUAUCUAAUCAUGCGUCAAACUUAUCCCAAGUGGUGCAAGAAUCUCGACCUUCUGGAUGAAGACCUUCAGGAAGUGCUGAAUUACUGUGCCCUGGUUCCCGUUGGUCGUGACAGUGAAGGUCGCGUUGUGGUCAUGGGAGUUGUUCGGAACUUUGAUGCUCAGAAGCAAAACUCUGAUCAGAUGAUUCGUCUUAACAUGAUUGUAACCGAGUCACUCUUAGAUGAGGAAGCAAAUCAGAUUGCCGGCUUUACGCACGUGUUCGACAAUACCGACAUGACUCUGGCGCAUGUCACCUGUUGGUCGUUGGAAAACAUUACCGGCUAUCUACGGAGCGUUGCCAAUGCUGUUCCGAUCCGAUUGAAGCAGAACCAUUUCGUCAACGUUCCCAGCUUUGCAGCCCAGCUGAGUAAAUAUUGUCUGUCGUUUGCCAGUGAGAAACUCAAGUCACGAAUUCAUUGCCAUCGCAGCGUGGAGGAGCUUAAACGGAACAUUGAUGUGAAACUGCUGCCCCGGGAGUACGGAGGGAAUGUACCGCUCGCAGAAUUGAACGAACGCUUCAAAAAGUAUUUGAUGGAGAAGCGGGAAAUGCUACUGGCACUGGAUAAGAUGGAGAUCCAGCUGACCGAUCAGGUGGAGACGGUUCACGGCGGCGUGGAUAUUGUGGAUGCUGGCGCAAUCGGCAGUUUUAGGAAACUGCAAAUCGAUUGAGGUACGCUUCUUGGAAGAAAUUGCACACCUCGCUGUUAUUUUAUCUUUAUUAUUGUGAUAUGUGUUAGUCUACUUACACAUAUCACAAUAAUAAAGAAAAGAUUAUUAUUUUGACAUUAUUUUGAAUCUGAAUUGUUAUCAACGUUAUCUCUGGAAUCAUAUUUCGACAAACUAAGAAGAACACUUUUGUUCUGGCCUAACCAUUUUGCAUAUAUAUAAAUUAACAAUGAAACAAAUGAAAAAUAAUAAUCCUUUUGGUCAGGAUAAAAUGCAGUGAA